AUGAACGUCGAACGUGCAUGUUGGGCAAAAAGUUCUGUAAUCUCUCACGUACUGCUCAAUAGUAUAUAUUUUUUUUCACCAGUCAUCAUUGCCACUAAAAAGAGAAAGAUAGAUGCAGAAUGUCGUUUUUUCAAUAAUGAAUGGGGAGAGAAAUAUUUCUUUAUAAAAUCAAAUGAUCAAAAUGCUAUAUGUCUAAUAUGUAAUGACAUUGUUGCCGUGAAAAAGGAAUAUAAUGUUCGUCGUCACUAUGAAACUAAACAUCUUUCAAUAUAUUCUAAAUAUACUGGCAAGAUGCGCAGUGAUAAAUAUGAGUCCACGAGACGUAGUUUAGAAUCUCUGAGGAAACUAUUCACGAAGAAGUUUGCGGAAAAUCACGCGAGUCACAAAAUAGUGACAAAGUUGGUAGAGCGGGAAAAACCAUUUACUGAUGGGGCCUUCAUUAAAGACUGCAUAUUGGAAGCAGUAAAUUAUUUGUGUCCUGAGAAAGUCAAUCUCUUCACAGGUAGAGGCUUAUCACCGUCUUCAGUUGUUAGGAAAGUAGAAGAACUCGGAGCAAAUGUAAAGCAACAGAUCCAUGACAAAGUAAAGAACUUUUUGUGGUAUUCAUUGGCACUGGACGAGUCGACAGAUGUCUCAAGUACAUCGCAGCUGCUAAUCUUCAUCCGCGGUGUUGAUACCAAGCUCAAUAUUACAGAAGAGUUGGUAUCCGUUUGUAGCAUGCAUGGCACAGCGAUUGGAGAAGACAUUUUCAAGGAGGUGCAGAAAACUUUACAAGACUAUAAUCUUCAGUGA
Molecule: messenger RNA, 792 nt
Organism: Styela clava
Lineage: Eukaryota; Metazoa; Chordata; Ascidiacea; Stolidobranchia; Styelidae
Product: general transcription factor II-I repeat domain-containing protein 2A-like
Source: RefSeq, a predicted model, not a curated record